Saccostrea cuccullata (small rock oyster) is the source of this 2103-nucleotide messenger RNA. RefSeq lists its product as uncharacterized. The record is from RefSeq and is a predicted model, not a curated record. Bases 1 to 2103 code for a protein of 700 amino acids. Lineage: Eukaryota; Metazoa; Mollusca; Bivalvia; Ostreida; Ostreidae. The transcript has a single exon.
AUGGUUCACAGUUCCCGGUUAGCAGAGAUCCUGUUUGUUGGCCUUUGUGAUAAGAUAGGAUUCCCGGAAGAAGUCGCCAUCAGAAGGUGUCUGUUGGACCUAAGAGAGAUGAUAAAGAUACCUAUUUGUUUGCAAAGAGGAGCGUUAGUGAUUUCUACUGGUAGUUACAGAGAGGGCUUUAGGUUAAAAUCAUGUGACCUAGAUUUUAUGCGCUGGCCUUGUAAAUGUAAAUUAAUAAAUGAUAUGUCUCAGUUGGGGAUGUAUAAUACAUCCAAACAUGAUAUCAUAAUGAUGGAAGAUUUCGACGUACCACCAGGGUUUGUAAGACUACGUCUCCUUACACCCACACGAGACAUUUACCUUUUAUCUAGUCUUGUUACCGUAAAUGGUGAAGCAUAUCUGUCGAGUUCUUUAUGGCGAGAAAUAAAUUUUCUGUCAAUGGCAAGCGAUAAAAGCUUUGAACAUAAUAAUAUCCAUAUCCAUGGUCCAUGUACUAGUGGUUCGGAUAAAAUAUUUGAAUUUGAUCAUGCUGUUGGUUUUGCAAGUAUAAUUUGGCCUAAACAAAUGAGAGCUUGGUUUGACAGAUGUCAGAGACAAUCAUGGCCGCCUGUUCAAAUGUUGCAAAUAUUACUUAAAAAUGGAUUGCACUGUGUGCCCAUUGGAAGUAAAAUUGUAUCGACUUCUAACGAAUUAGAAUGGAGAUUAUCAUUUUCUAUAGCAGAACAACGACUAGUGUUUAUUAUGAAUCAUAUACAAUUUCUAUGUUACGGACUUCUAAAAAUAUUUCUAAAGGAAAUUUUCAAUUACAAAGAAGAACCACUUCUUUGUUCAUAUUACAUGAAGACCACAAUGUUCUGGAUGAUACAACAGGGACAUUUAAGGUGGUGUCCGAACAAUUUAUUGGAUUGCCUCUGGAAGUGUUUCAACUAUCUCAUUCACUGUGUUUAUAGAGAAAAUUUCCCCAACUUUUUUAUCCCUCAGAACAACAUGUUCAUAAACUCUGUAGUUGGUGGUGCACGCAAAUCACUUUUAAAACAGCUCUAUCAGUAUUACAAAAUGGGUGUGUCCUGUCUACUGCUGAGUCCGACUCUGAGAUCAAUCCUAGAACCAGCUCUCUGUAGUCCGUCCUUUGUGCUAUCGUCUGCUGAGGAAAGAUUUAUAGGUGUUGCAGAUAUAGAUAUGUGGUGUAGGACGGAAAUUAGUAAUAACUUCCUCCCUUACAGGAAUAUACCAGAUUGGUAUCUUUACUUGAAAUCAAUUGAAAAAUUAUCAAGUUUUUCAUUAUCUCCAUACCAGAUUCUUGGAAUACAGUAUGCUACAGCUGAGACGCUUGUUCAUCUGGCCUUCGCAGUUGCAAACGCCUCUGUUUCUUGUACACAAAAACAUGUAUACCUUUUAGAUAGAAUAAAUUGUAACAUGAUAAAGUUAGCAGCUAAGUUAUUUCCAAUGUCUAAUUUAGUAUACCUUGCAUUGUAUUACUAUAGAACAGCUCAGUAUGAUAAAACACUACACACUGUCACUCUCUGUAAACAAAGAUUGUCGCAGGACUUUAACCUGUAUUGUAAAACUUUCGAUAGACAGAGGUACCAUGAGGUUGUAGGUAACCUACCUUUGUCUAAAAGGAUGAAACAAUCUUGGGUUAUAGAUAUAAAUUUAAAUAACGCUCUUCAUUUUAUAGAAGAAUUAGAUUUAGAACAGACUUUGAGUCUACAGAAUGGAACAGUUAUCCUACUUAUACCACCAAUAGUUGUGAUAGAGAUGUUGUCAGUGUUAUCUCACUACAGACUAGGUAAUAGAUCUCAGAGUUUACAGUCAGUGACAGACCUCAAGACUCUGUUGCUGAAUGAUGAUGAUGGGAAGUAUGUACCUUCGCGAUCACGAGACAUAUCCUGGCAGAUACUUGGAAUCUGCAAGAAUACUGUGGGUGACUUCGAGGGGGCGUUGUGGUCUUUUGAAGAGUCGCUUAUGAUGGAACCAUUCCACGAAAUAUGGAAAGCUACAGAAAGAAGAAUUCGACAUGUUGCACAGCAAUUAAAUAUAAAUGUACGAUAUAUAAUCGAAAAGGGAUCAUUAGUGUAUGCUUAUUCUAUCCAUGCAUCGUAA